Terrapene triunguis (Three-toed box turtle) is the source of this 2293-nucleotide messenger RNA. RefSeq names its product mitochondrial ribosomal protein S34 (gene MRPS34). Bases 204 to 848 code for a protein of 214 amino acids. The transcript has 3 exons. The record is from RefSeq and is a predicted model, not a curated record. Gene Ontology annotation, biological process: mitochondrial translation. Gene Ontology annotation, cellular component: mitochondrial small ribosomal subunit; mitochondrion. Gene Ontology annotation, molecular function: structural constituent of ribosome. NCBI's taxonomy places the organism in Eukaryota, Metazoa, Chordata, Testudines, Emydidae.
AGGAUGAUGCACCGCCGUAGGGCGGCAGAGGUUCGUGAGAGGCCUCGUGCGUUGGGAACUAUCCCGGGCUGGGAAGCUUGGUCCCUGAGGGGAGGAAAGGAAGAAGAGAAAGGGAAGAGGAGUCCGGGGGAGCAGUAGCAUCAGCAUCUCUCUGGUGCCAUCUGUGCUGAACCUGCCCGGCUGGCCCGUGAGCUGCCAUUGCCAUGGCUCGUAAGAAGCUGUACCGCCCAAUCGCCGCCAUGGCCAAGAAGAUCCGUGAGUACCGGGCACUGAAGAACCGUCCCCGAGACUCCCAGCGCUUCGCCCUGGAUUACAAGACCAUGAUCCGACCCUUCACGAACAAACGCCUACCUGUGCUGGCCUGGGAGGAUGUGAGGAACGAGAACCGCCUCUUCACGCUGCUCUGCCAGCUGCGGCUCUUUGGCAUCGGCCGCAUGGUCACCCGCAAGUAUUGGCUCUGUCAGUAUGACGAGCCCUGCUACUGGGUCGUUACCAAGGUCAGGGUGGACUACACAGCUGAGACUUUGGAUCAUGGGAAAGCCUGGGGAUACCUGACAUUCAGAGGCAAGACGUAUAAUGAAGUGAAAGAGAUUGACAAGGUCAUGUAUCAUGACUGGAGGAUGGUGCCCAAACAUGAAGAGGAGGCCUUCAAGAAAUUUACUCCAGUGUCAGUGGAAACCAUUCAGUGUGUGCCAUACCCCCCUCUGCUCCGAGCCAUGAUCCUUGCGCAAAGGCAGAAGGAAGGAAAACUUAACACAGAGGAACCACUGAUUGAUCUGGAGAAAAUCAUCUCCUUCACAAAGGACUACUUUCAAAAUCAGAAAAAAGCUAAGGGGACACCAGUGUGAAGGUCUAGAGCUGAGUGUGAUGGAGCUUCUGAAACCGCUCUCUAAUACUCUGCGUGUUGAUAGCUCAUACAGUCUCCUUAAUGAAGAAUAGGACCAUAAGCCACAUGCCCACUUCUGGUUCAAUGUACCGAAAUUUAAUACCUUGGCCUCUCAGUACUGUGCAUAUGCAGGUGUGUGACUUUCUCAUAUAUAUUCAGAAAGAUAUAGAGAUACUCAGGAUUUUUAGCGAUCUUUUGUUUGCAGAGGGUCCUCCCUUUUGAUUCCCUGCCUUUUCUCCUGAUGUAUGUCUCCUGGUGUCCAGGUCCCAAUGACAGCUACCAUCCCUCUGUGCAGGAAGACCCAAAUGAGACUCUUUUAGUUUAGUUUAGCCCCAUAAUUAAUUUAAAGUACAAUAAUGGUCAGAAGAAUGACUUUAAAAAUGGCACCAUCUUCAUCUAUAGACCUUGCUACCCAUCUAAUGACUUCAGUAAAUACAUGUUUAUUUCUUUUUUACUUCUGUUAUCCCUCUAGCACAGUUGCAAGGACAUGAGUUGGAUUCUGGUCUGUCUUGUGGACCAUCAGCAGAAGUUUUAAUUAAAUUCCAAUUUUAGAAUCCUUUGCCUUGACACAUAGAGGCAUCACCUCAACUACACCCAAACCAAGCCUAUAAAUACCACUCACUUCAGCCAGGAUUGUGAAGUUCAUGGGCAAAAUGGAAAGAACCCACCUUGACUUUCUGAUCCCACGUUGUUUGUCAAGUUGGCAGUGGUGAAGAAGAACCCAUCUUUUUUUCUUGUAAAGUGAGUACAAGUUCCGGCUCCUUUUGAAGUCAGUGGCAAGCUACCAUUUGCUUCAAUGGGAGCACUUUCCCAUGGAAGUCACAGAGACAAUAAACAUGGAAUGCCCCAAUCCUAUUUUUGGAGUCACUUAUAAGAACAAAACUACUCUUAGAACCUCCCCCUGCAGUCUUUGCAGCAUGCUAGGCCAUCAGACUUCAGCCAUAAAACUUGCUAGAAACCAAUCAAGAAGAGCAAAGUGGAUACAUUUAAACCAAUAACAUAAAUGAUGAUAAAUAUAUUAGAUUUUUACAAUCUUUUUCUGUGAGCUUAUGUGGUAUUGGUGAUACAAUAAAGAAAUGUCAGUAACAUUUCUCUUCACUCCAAAAAGGGGUAUGUGAUGGGUUCCCCCCAGGGUGCCGAACUCAGGUACCACUGAGCCCCCUGACCCACCUGCCUGGGCUCCUUCCCUGUACUGCUAUGACAAGCUGCAAAGUCCCCCAGCCUGUGCUUUCACUAGCAUUUGUACAGGUAGGGACACACCCAGCUGCAUUUACACACAGGCUCUCUAACUAUCAGCUUCCCAGCCUGGGACCCUAGAGCAGUACCGUCCUGUCCCGGUUAAAUCUGGCCAGUAUAUGGGUUUAACAACUGAUCCACCUCUCCCUCAAUGUGAAGAGGACCAUGCAC